Drosophila busckii is the source of this 822-nucleotide messenger RNA. RefSeq lists its product as uncharacterized. Gene Ontology annotation, biological process: positive regulation of voltage-gated potassium channel activity; regulation of synaptic transmission, cholinergic; sleep. The transcript has 3 exons. The coding region runs from base 265 to 714 and encodes 149 amino acids. Lineage: Eukaryota; Metazoa; Arthropoda; Insecta; Diptera; Drosophilidae. The record is from RefSeq and is a predicted model, not a curated record.
AAUUCACUCAAAACAAACAUUUGCUGCUGCUGCUGCUGCUGUUGCUGGCAGCGCAGUUGGCAGCGCUUUGAGUGGAAUUUGCUGUUGCUCUUGGGGGUUGUACGGCGGACUGGGGCCAGACUAGACCAGAUACUCUGGAGGCGGGACAGGCUAGAGACGUUUGUUGAACUACUCAGACGUGCAGCAGACAUUGCCCGUAGAGGUUCAAACUUGUGCAUUCAGCUUCAGCAUAACAAGUGUUUCCAGUUAAAUUAAAAUCAGAAAAUGUUAAACGCAGCAAAGUGUAUUUUGGCUCUGGCCGUUAUCAUUAGCCUGACCAGCAUGGCCUUUGCUAUCAAGUGCUUUCAAUGCGAGUCUCUCUCAUCGCCAAAGUGUGGCAUACACUUUGAAGAGGAAUCCACAUUUCUGGUGGACUGCGCUGGCAUUGGACCUCCGCGUUAUCUGCAAAACUUUUAUCCCGUUCGCAAUGCCACUGGCUGCAUGAAGAAGACCAUCGAGAGCUUUAACGGACAGCCACAGGUGCUGCGUAGCUGUUACUUUGGCGAUACGGCGAAUAUACAAAACGCCUGUCAACCGGACGCUGCGCUGCCUUAUGUGAAGCAAUUGGGCUGCGAUGUUUGCACCAAGGACGAGUGCAACGGCUCCAGUGCCUUGACUCCAGCGCUGACUGUGGGCGCGCUGCUGCUGCUGGGCGUGGCACGUGUGCUGGCCUAAAUGGAUCUCGCUACAAGCUUUAAAUGUGUUUUUUGUUUGUUUGCUGGCUUUUGAUGUGUUUUUUAUUUGCAUAAGUUUAAUUGCAACAAAUUGUGCCUCAUUCAUUAA